Paraglomus brasilianum is the source of this 648-nucleotide messenger RNA. The record is from the annotation of a GenBank genome assembly. NCBI's taxonomy places the organism in Eukaryota, Fungi, Glomeromycota, Glomeromycetes, Paraglomerales, Paraglomeraceae.
AUGGGCAGCAAAUUUGACGGCAAUCUCGAAAGUCUUAUAGAAAACAAUGAAGCCUGGGCCGACGGACAGGAGCCCGGCUUCUUUUCUGAACUAGCCACGCAACAGAAGCCAAAGAUUGUUUGGUUUGGAUGUUCUGAUUCAAGAGUCCCAGCUGAGACAAUUGUUCAACUGGGGCCAGGCGAGAUAUUCGUACAUAGAAAUAUAGCCAAUCUAUUUCUUCACACAGACUUGAAUUCUCUCUCUGUGCUCCAAUAUGCCGUUGAGCAUUUGGGUGUUGAAUAUGUUAUAGUUUGCGGUCACUAUGGCUGCGGAGGUGUAACAGCUUCACUCUCUACCGGCCAACACGGAAUAGUAGACAACUGGCUCCGAAUGAUCAAAGAUAUUUACCGCAACAACAAACAUGAUGUCGAUUCUCAUUAUACCAAGAAAGAACGUAUCAACCGUUUGGUAGAAUUAAAUGUUGUUCGACAAGUGAAUAACAUAGCCUCCACUCCUAUAGUCCAAGAAGCAUGGGCCAACGGACGUAAACUUGAAGUGCAUGGUUGGGUGUAUGAUUUAGAAACUGGGAGACUGAAAGAUCUUGAAUGCAACUCAUUUGAGGGAGUCAAAGCAUUAACCACAGCACGAAACGGAUCAUCAGAUGCAUAA